Coregonus sp. 'balchen' is the source of this 677-nucleotide messenger RNA. The record is from the annotation of a GenBank genome assembly. Lineage: Eukaryota; Metazoa; Chordata; Actinopteri; Salmoniformes; Salmonidae.
AUGGAAGCUAUUGGCAAAUCUCUGAAAGAAGCUCUCAAGUCUGCCCAGUGUGAGGAUCGCCUCACUGUUGGUGUCUAUGAAAGUGCCAAAAUAAUGAAUGAGUAAGUAUUUUAUCCACUAAAUGUGUGCUUUGUGUGCUUUAUUUAUUAUUUUCUUGACAUUUACUCAUUUACUGACACCAUUGUGCUAUUUUAUGAUGAUGUUGACUAAUGAAAGUUUAUUUUGUCUAUCUCAACAGUGACCCAGACAGCGUGUCUUUCUGUGUUCUGGCCACCGAUGAGGAGUGGGAGUGUGACAUUGCUCUCCAGAUCCACUUCACCCUCAUCCAGUCUUUCUGUUUUGACAACGACAUCAGCAUCGUCAGAGUGAACAACAUGCAGCGCCUGGCUGAGAUUGUUGGUGACAAGGCUGGCCAGCCUGAAGAUGCCCACUGCUGUCUUAUCACGGUAUGUUACAUUACAACUCAAACUGACUUAAUUUAAACAUUUAAUAAUAGAGAAUGUUAUGAACUGUUCAUUGUGUCCAUGUGACUAAUGUUCCUUUCCCCUCUUGUUUCUCAACAGAACCCAGCUGAUGGUUCUUGGGAGGACGCUGCUCUGGAGAAGCUGCACCUGUUCUGUGAGGAGAGCCACAGUCUGAACAACUGGGUUCCAGAGAUCACCCUCCUUGAGCGCUGA